GGACACACCGUAAAGAAUACGAGGAUGCUCAAGAAGCUACUGUAAGGAUACCAUCAAUGCAUUUGACUUUACCGAGCUAAGAGUUUAGCGUGAAAGAUGUAGGGAGGGAGGAGGGGGCAGUAUGGAGUGCUCCUGGAAGACAGUGCUGCUGCUGGUGUGCGCCUCUCUUGGGAUCCAGUACACAGCCAUUCGCACCCUGAGGGACUCCCUCUCUGGGCCCUGCCACAGUGGCGUCUACCAGUGCCAGAGCCGACCGCCCAAAGACUCCCGCUGGAGAACUCUUUGUGACGACAACACGCUGCCCAUGGAAACCUCGGCCUCGGCCUCCCGGCGCCAUAUCCUUGUGUUUGCCACUACACGCAGCGGCUCUUCCUUCACUGGACAGGUCUUCAACCAGCACCCGGGUAUCUUCUAUGUGUUCGAGCCCCUUUACCAUGUCCAGCAGGCCUUCACCAACUCCACCAGCAGGCUGCGUAGGGUCCUGGACCGACGGGCCCUGCUGGGGGCCUACCGGGACCUCCUCCUCAACCUCUACACAUGCGACGUACGAUUCCUGGAGAACUACAUCCGCCCGGAGCCACAGGAACAUGUCACCGGGUCCUUCUUCCGCCGGAGCUCCAGCCGUGCCCUCUGCUCCCCGCCUGUCUGCCCCGAGGGAGGGGACGGGGCCUCGGCGUCCGCGGCUCCGCCUGAUGAGACCUGGUGCCCCAAGAAGUGCGGGGCGCUGAACCUCACGCUGGCUUCCAUGGCAUGUCUUUCCCGUGGUCACGUGGCAAUCAAGACCGUGCGCGUCCCAGUGGUGGGGGACCUGCGUACCCUGACCGAGGACCCCCGGCUGGACCUCAGGAUUGUCCACCUAGUGCGUGACCCCAGAGCCAUCCUGGCCUCACGCAUGGCGGCCUUUUCGGAGCAGUUCCGCGCCUGGAAGAUCUGGAACGCUACCGCGAGGCAGCCGCGCUACGUAGACCUGUCGCAGAUCACCAGCACCUGCAGGGACAUGGCUCAGUCCGCAGAGAUCGGUCUGCAGAAUCCGGCAUGGCUGAGGGGACGCUACCUACUGGUGCGCUACGAGGACCUGGCCCUCAAUCCGGAGGAGAAAGCGCGGGAGAUUUACAGAUUUGUGGGACUGCAGAUGGACAAGAAUGUCCACUCAUGGAUUGCACAGAAUACUAAAAGCCGUGAGCCUUCUACCUCUGAGUGGAACUACAAGUACUCCACCACCAGAGAUUCCAAAGCCACAACGGAGAGCUGGAGACUAAGACUCAGUUAUGAUAUAGUGAGGACCUUGCAGACUCUGUGCAAUGAUACCCUCUCUCUGCUGGGGUACAAGGUGGUCCAUUCAGUGGCUGAUCUGAGAAACAUGUCCAAAAGUUUGGUGGAGGCUAGGGCUUUUCAGACUGUCCUAUAACCGUGAUCCAUGCGAGUGGUUGGAUGUAAUACUAUUGGAGCUCCAUUGUUUAAUUGAUAUGUGGUCUGUAUCUUCACUGGAACCCACUGGUUGAGAUUAUCCAGACAGUGUAAUUCUGAUGUUUUUAAUUGGACUUUUGACCAAAGAAAAUCAGCUAUUGUGCAUUUAAUUGAGUAUGAGUAUAACUCCCUGUGUAAAUGCAGUCAACCAGAUGAUACAAAGCCCACCACUAAAAAGGUUUUAUGCCUAUUUACAGAGCAUUGCCAUUAUCUGUCCAUAACUUCGCCUAUAGAGGAGAAUAUCAGGCUUUUGAUUGGUCUUAGAUAAAGCUGCUUAAAGCCAGACUCAGUAAUAUCAUUACCUUUUCGAUUUCUAUCUCUCAAUUUACCAAUAUAAUCCUGAAUACUGAUUGGUGGUACAGGAGACUGUAUCCCACAGGUAUGACAUUACAGCACAUUAUGCUCUAAUUGCUUUUAUUAAUGGUUUUUAAUCGCAAUAAGGCAUCUCUGUGAUUUGUGAUAUAUUGCCGAUAUACCAUGGCUAAGCACUCUGUCCAGGCACUUUGUAAGGUGUUGUGACUCAGAACAGAGAUUAUGGUAUACUGGCCAUAUACCACACCCCCUUGUGCCUUGCUAACUUCUAUAACUCAAAUACUGAAAUAUUCAGCGCUUCUGACUUUAUAUUGCUGGGAAUACAGGAGCUACUUUCACUUUUUACCCUUUCACAAUUUACUUUUUUCAGGUUAUUUCUAGGCUAAAGAUCAUAGGAUUAGAACACCAAUGUCAAAUCUCGCUCACUCUCUGAGUAAUUUUUUAUGAAAACAUAACAUUAUGACCACCUGCCUAAUAUUUGUAAGUCCCCCUUUUGCCGCCAAAA
Messenger RNA from Esox lucius (northern pike), 2284 nucleotides. RefSeq lists its product as uncharacterized. Gene Ontology annotation, molecular function: keratan sulfotransferase activity; N-acetylglucosamine 6-O-sulfotransferase activity. The record is from RefSeq and is a predicted model, not a curated record. The transcript is spliced from 3 exons. Lineage: Eukaryota; Metazoa; Chordata; Actinopteri; Esociformes; Esocidae. Bases 122 to 1408 code for a protein of 428 amino acids. Gene Ontology annotation, biological process: keratan sulfate proteoglycan metabolic process; N-acetylglucosamine metabolic process.